UAAUAAUGUGAUCUUGAUACCAAAUAAAUAAUCAAAACACCAAAAGUUGGCAACGUGUUUGGUGAGAUCAUAAGAAUCCAAAUAAAAAAAAUGAAAAAAAGAUUAGGAUAACAAGUUUCCCAUUACUUUAGGGCUUAUAUUUAUUUAUUGUGUCUAUAGUUUAGAACACACAAAAACUAAAUUAUAGGAGUACCUUUUUCGCAAUACAGAUUGAUAAAAAAUGGAGAAAUUUGUUUCAAGCUGGAAUGAUGGAAAAACAUUGCCUAAAAGCUAUGUAUUUCCAGCGGAAAGUAGACCUGGAGAUGAUCUUUAUCCUAAAUCCAAAUUGAGUGUACCACUUAUUGAUCUUUCUCAAUCUGAUCAUGCUCAUAUUGUCACUCAAAUUAUGGAUGCUUGUCAAAACUUUGGAGCUUUUCAAGUUAUAAAUCAUGGGGUGUCAAAGAAACUAAUGGAUGAAGCAAGAGAUGUGAUUAAGGAAUUUUUUGAGCUCCCAGCACAAGAAAAAGAAAAAUAUUGUUCGUGGGACACUAAUAGAACUUUUAUUCUUUACACAAGUAAUUUCCAAUUUGAAAAAGAAGAGAUCCACUUUUGGAGAGAUGCUAUAACACAAAGAUGUGCCCCUUUGGAAGAAUGCAUGUUAUUUUGGCCAGAUAAACCUGCUAAUUACAGGGAGAUCAUUGGAGAAUAUAGCAUGAAAGCAAGAGAGGUUGGUUCAAGAAUCUUAGCGUUAAUUGCAGAAGGAUUAGGGCUUGAAGAAGGAUACUUUGCAAAUGAAAUAAGUAAAGAAGUAGAGAUGAAUGUGAAUCAUUAUCCAGCAUGUCCUGAUCCUUCCUUAACUUUGGGAGUUGGACUACAUAGUGAUCGAAGUCUUGUAACUGUUCUUAUGCAAGGUGAUGUUUCUGGCCUUCAAUUCUACAAGGAUGGUGAAUGGAUUUCUGUUGAUCCUAUUCCUCAUGUUUUCACUAUUAACUUGGGAUAUCUCAUGGAGGUUAUAAGUAAUGGGAAGCUGAAAAGUGGGAACCAUAGAGCAGUAACGAAUACAGAGAAAGCAAGGGAAAGUACAGCACUAUUCCUAUGUCCAACAAGAGAUUGCCGUAUUGAACCUGCAAAAAAACUCAUCAAUUCUGAGAAUCCUCAACUCUUUCGACCACUUCAUUAUCAUGAAUUUCUUGCAUCUCAUAAUGCAGUGCGCCAAGCUAAAUUAUUUCCUGUCCAUGUCUUGAAGCCUUUUCGAAUUACUUAAUAAAAUUAUGCUUCAAUUAAUUAUGUACAAUUUUCUUAAAUUAUCAUAAAACUUUAUUAUUAAAUACUCUUUGUUCAUUAGAAUUUGCCUCUUUUAACUAAUUAAAUUCUUAUAAAAUGUUUAAAUGGGGCUAAUUUAAAGGAACAGAGUUGUGCUAAUCAUUGUGUCUUUCUAUUCCAAAUUGUCUUUUUUUCGUUAUUCAUGAUUUUUUGUGUAAAUUGUUCAAGAGUGAUGAUGUUUUAUAAAUGUACUUUCAUGUAUUGUGGGUCAUACUUGCUGUGUUUCUUUU
This is a messenger RNA of Amaranthus tricolor (Joseph's coat), 1532 nucleotides long. RefSeq names its product hyoscyamine 6-dioxygenase-like. The coding region runs from base 221 to 1243 and encodes 340 amino acids. The record is from RefSeq and is a predicted model, not a curated record. NCBI's taxonomy places the organism in Eukaryota, Viridiplantae, Streptophyta, Magnoliopsida, Caryophyllales, Amaranthaceae. The transcript is spliced from 4 exons.